This is a messenger RNA of Toxorhynchites rutilus septentrionalis, 1422 nucleotides long. RefSeq lists its product as uncharacterized. Lineage: Eukaryota; Metazoa; Arthropoda; Insecta; Diptera; Culicidae. The record is from RefSeq and is a predicted model, not a curated record. The annotation marks the transcript as partial. The transcript has a single exon.
CAUGUGGUUCUUUGCAGCCGUCCCAUCACAACCACUUCCAAGACCCCCCAGUCAGCAUCGUCAUCCUACGCGAGCACCACCGUUCGAGUCCAGCCCACGCCGGUUCCUGUGGUUCAUUCUUCAACCACUCCCACCCCACACCAUUUUGAGCAAACUUCCCCGCUGGCGGCCCUGCUGAGUGGAAACCCACUUCCGGCCGAGCCAGAGUCCGAAGCCAGCCAGGAAUCGCACGGUAGCGAUGAGGAUGCAUUACUGGACGAUGAAGAGGAACACGACGAGGAAGAGCACGAGAUCGAAGACGAGGAUGAAUCGGAGGGACGCGCCCAACAGGACGAUGAACCCGAAAUUGCCGAAGAACCUCUGCAGCAUGAAGCGGCGCAAGUACUUGUCCAUCACGAUAUCCCGGUCGAGCAAAAGCUGAAACAAAUCACUCGCGAAAUAGAAGAAAUGUCUCACUCCGACCGGGAUGUUGACAAUGGCCGUCAAAGCUUCCUGUCACUAUCGGAUCUCAUUAAAAACAUCCGUCCGGCCGAGAAGGUCGUCCCGCAGAUUGAUUCCUCUUACUCGAACACGAUGCGCGUUCUCGGCGAAACCAUAACCAAUGGCGAGAGUCGAUCGGCCAAAAUAUAAAUAUCAUAUCAUCACCUAACACACCAUUCCCCAUCCCUAACAUCAAUCAUCUCCGUAGCAUAGAGAUCGUUAGUAUCAUUCAUCAUUAGCUGGCGGGGGGAAAACCGUCAAGUGUUUUCCGCGGGACUACAUGUGGUUCGGACUGCGGCUCUCAAUGAAACAAAAUAAAUGCAAAGUAAUCACAUGGACUUCCCGAAAACACAUACUAUACUUCCGGACGGUUUUUCCCCCACGAGUGGCACAUUCAAAACGAGCGGUCCUUGUUUUAAUUUUCAAAAUAAUCGUUACGAAAUGGCAUCAGCAGGGCAAAAACAUCAAUCAUUGUCACUUUUCGCUGCAAGGCAUCCCCAUCUCAUCUCGUCUCAUCUCAUCUCGAAGCACAAACAAAACAGCAGAACAAUGAGCCAUGAAUGAGAGAAGAGUACUGAAUCUAAUGAUGACUAUAUUUCAUCAUGCGAGCCGAAAUGCGGACGCAGAGAAAUUCAGAAAUCCUUAAAUUAAGUGAGCUAACACCGAUCGAACCACUCCUGUUGCUUCUAUUUGCUACGCAAGGAAACUAAAUUAAUAGGCCGAUAAGAAGAAAACAUUGAUAUCAUAAUAAAGUAGAGAAGAAAAAAAACUGGAAACAUUCCAACACGAGAAAGAUUAGACUGUAUUGAAGACUAGUUUAUAGUGCGAGAUUGAGUGGAGUAUAAGAUUAAAACACAAAACAUUCGACAGUGAUACGACCGACAAACGGUAUCGUUUUAUGAUAACAGAACAAUAAAAGAGAAACUUUUUUUAGAGAAUAAA